CGCUCUCUUUCUUUGCCGCUCUCCCCUUCCCUUCCAGCAACCUUCGCUCCUCCCCUUCAAGGUGUACGCGUGCGCGGAACGGAAGAGACGGAUUUCCGGUUAUAACCGGUUCACGUUCCCCUCGGUCUGUCCGGCUAAGUCUUGUCAGUGGCGGCCGGUAGCCGCAUGAGCAAAACGUCCAACCAUGGUUCUCUCAAAUUCAAACAAGACGACUGGACUUCAGAAAAAGACUGCCUUCAUCAGGAAUAUUUGUAUCCUAGCCCAUGUAGACCAUGGCAAGACAACCUUAGCUGACUGUCUUAUUUCUAACAAUGGAAUAAUCUCUAGCAGAUUAGCAGGCAAGCUGAGGUAUUUGGAUAGCCGAGAAGAUGAGCAGAUUCGAGGAAUUACAAUGAAAUCAAGUGCAAUUUCAUUGCAUUUUGGAAAAGAUGAUCAGGAAUAUCUCAUCAAUCUAAUAGACUCCCCUGGCCAUGUGGACUUCUCUUCAGAAGUGUCCACAGCUGUCAGACUCUGUGAUGGCUGCAUCAUUGUGGUAGAUGCUGUGGAAGGAGUCUGCUCACAGACUCAUGCAGUUUUGCGACAGGCUUGGCUAGAAAACAUUCGUCCAGUCCUGGUGAUUAAUAAAAUAGAUCGUCUUAUAACAGAACUCAAGUUUACCCCUCAGGAAGCAUAUUCUCAUCUUAAGAAUAUCUUGGAACAGGUGAAUGCAAUUACUGCAACUCUCUUCACUUCCAAAGUCCUGGAAGAAAGGGCGGAGAAAGAAAUGGAAACUCAGUUGACUUCUGAUUCUUCUCAUGGCGAUCAAGUUUAUGACUGGAGUGCAGGCUUGGAAUAUACUGAUGAUUCCCAUCUUUACUUUUCACCAGAUCAGGGAAACGUGGUGUUUGCUAGUGCAAUUGAUGGCUGGGGCUUUGGCAUUGAGCAUUUUGCUCAACUGUAUAGCCAGAAGAUUGGAAUCAAAUCUUCAGUCCUGUUGAAGACCCUGUGGGGAGAUUAUUAUCUCAAUACCAAAACAAAGAAGAUCAUGAAAAGUGACCAGUUGAAAGGAAAGAAGCCUUUGUUUGUGCAACUCGUGCUGGAAAACAUAUGGAGCCUCUAUGAAGCAGUUAUGAAAAGAGACAAGGAGAAAAUUGAUAAAAUAGUCUCUUCUCUGGGAUUGAAAAUUGGUGCUCGUGAAUUGCGCCACACCGACCCGAAGGUUCAGCUUAAUGCCAUUUGCAGUCAGUGGCUACCAAUAUCGGAGGCAGUUCUCUCCAUGGUCUGUAAUAAACUCCCUAGUCCUCUUGAUAUCACAGCUGAGAGAGCAGAGAAGUUGAUGUGUGUUGGAGCUAAAACAUUUGAUUCUCUACCACAAGAAACCCAAGACCUGAAAGAUGCGUUUAUGAAAUGCAGCAGUGAAGAAACUGCCCCAGUCAUUGUCUUUGUUUCCAAAAUGUUUGCAGUUGAUGCUAAGACAUUGCCACAGAACAAGCCAAGGCCUCUGUCGCAAGAAGAAAUAGCCCAAAGACGUGAUCUUGUAAGGCAGCGGCAUGCCGAGAAGUUGGCAGCGAGUCAAGGGCACGAGUUGGUGCAAGAGACAAUUGUAGGAAAACUGACGGACCAAGCUCUAAAUAAAGGCGAUGAUCAGCCACCUACAAGUCAAAUGGAGGCUAUGACCCUGGCAGCUGUGAAACAGGAAGAUGAAAACAAGGAGGCUUUUAUUGCUUUUGCAAGGGUGUUUAGUGGAGUUGUGAGAAAGGGACAAAAGCUCUUUGUUCUUGGACCAAAAUAUGAUCCUGCUGAAUCAUUGCACAAGCUUCCUUCGGGGUGUUCUGCUGCUGAUAACCCACCUUCAGUGCCUCAUUUAGCCUGCUGCACUAUAGAAGGUCUCUACUUAUUGAUGGGAAGAGGACUAGAGGAACUACAAGAGGUGCCUUCGGGGAACGUGCUAGGAAUAGGAGGAUUGCAAGAAUUUGUGCUGAAGUCAGCAACGCUGUCCUCGUCACCGGCUUGCCCGCCGUUUAACCCGCUCAGCUUUGAAGCAAUACCAAUCGUACGAGUUGCCGUUGAGCCGAAACACCCAAGUGAGAUGCCUCAGUUGGUGAAAGGCAUGAAGCUUUUAAACCAAGCUGAUCCGUGUGUACAAGUUUUAAUCCAGGAGACAGGAGAGCACGUGUUAAUUACAGCAGGAGAAGUCCAUCUUCAGCGCUGUUUGGAUGACUUGAAAGAGAGGUUUGCCAAGAUAGAAAUUAGCGUGUCGAAACCAAUUAUUCCAUUCCGGGAAACCAUUACGAGACCCCCCAAAGUUGAUAUGGUGAAUGAAGAAAUAGGAAAGCAGCAGAAAGUUGCCGUCAUCCACCAGAGUAAGGAGGAGCAGAAUAAAGUCCCUGAAGGUGUGCAGGUUGAUUCAGACGGGCUGAUAACGAUAACGACGCCAAACAAGUAUGCCACGCUCAGCAUCAGAGCAACACCGCUUCCAGAGGAGGUAACUCAGCUACUUGAGAACAACAGCAGCUUAAUUCGAACCAUAGAACAGUUCGCCUCUUAUAUGAGCGAAGGCAAGAAAACGGAGGAUAUGAAUCAGAAGACCCUGGACCAGAUACAGGAAUUCAAAGAAAGACUAGAGCAAAACCUGCAGGGUAGGAAAUGGAGAAAUGCCGUUGAUGGGAUAUGGUCCUUCGGCCCCCGAAAAUGCGGGCCUAACAUUUUACUGAACAGAUGUGAAGGCUACAAGAGGUCUGUGUGGCAGUGCCUGGAAGGAAGCAAGCCGGCGAAGGAAGCGAGUCUAUAUCGGGAUUUUGACAACAGCAUUGUGAGCGGCUUCCAGCUGGCUACACUUUCAGGACCGAUGUGUGAAGAGCCACUUAUGGGCGUCUGCUUUUCAGUGGAGAAAUGGGACAUGAGCAGAUUUGCCGAGCAAAUGUCGGUUAAUGGGCAGACUUUGGAUGAAAGGAAAGCGACAGAAGACACAUCGGCAGAGGAGGAAACUGCCCUUGCGUUGAGGAUCAAAGAGACUGAAUCAGUUUCUGAAAGUGAACUGCAAGACAGCAAUCAGCGCAACCUCAGAUCGUCUAGCAAACGUAAAGGAGAGACUUUGCUUGCAGACUGUUACGGCCCUUUCUCUGGACAGCUGAUUGCAACCAUGAAGGAAGCAUGUCGUUACGCCAUGCAAGUAAAGCCACAGAGGCUUAUGGCUGCCAUGUACACCUGUGAAAUUAUGGCAACGGCAGAAGUAUUAGGUCGUGUAUACGCUGUCCUUUCCAAGAGAGUCGGCCGGGUCCUGCAAGAGGCGAUGAAGGAAGGGACGGAUGUGUUCAUUAUCAAGGCGGUUUUGCCAGUAGCAGAGAGCUUUGGUUUUGCUGAUGAAAUCAGGAAGAGAACAAGUGGCCUGGCCAGUCCACAGCUGGUGUUCAGUCACUGGGAGGUAAUUUCCGACGAUCCAUUCUGGGUACCAACCACGGAGGAAGAGUAUUUGCACUUUGGGGAAAAGGCUGACUCUGAGAACCAAGCCGGAAAGUACAUGAAUGCUGUAAGGAAGCGGAAGGGACUUUAUGUAGAAGAGAAAAUUGUAGAGCAUGCUGAGAAGCAAAGGACUCUCAGCAGAAACAAAUAACUGCCUCCAAUUCUGCUUUUCUGUUAAGUGCUGGUGGAUUAUCUUCUAUACGGGAGAUUAAAAAACGUCACUUUGGA
Rhineura floridana is the source of this 3669-nucleotide messenger RNA. It is a transcript of the gene EFL1, whose product is annotated as elongation factor like GTPase 1. The transcript has 20 exons. The record is from RefSeq and is a predicted model, not a curated record. Gene Ontology annotation, cellular component: ribonucleoprotein complex; cytosol. Gene Ontology annotation, biological process: cytosolic ribosome assembly. The coding region runs from base 185 to 3592 and encodes 1135 amino acids. Gene Ontology annotation, molecular function: GTPase activity; GTP binding; ribosome binding. NCBI's taxonomy places the organism in Eukaryota, Metazoa, Chordata, Lepidosauria, Squamata, Rhineuridae.